Messenger RNA from Magallana angulata, 831 nucleotides. RefSeq lists its product as uncharacterized. The transcript has 4 exons. The coding region runs from base 94 to 534 and encodes 146 amino acids. The record is from RefSeq and is a predicted model, not a curated record. NCBI's taxonomy places the organism in Eukaryota, Metazoa, Mollusca, Bivalvia, Ostreida, Ostreidae.
CGAUUGUAAGUGGUGAGAUCCUGUCACAUCCUGCCUGUAGUAAGAUCAAACGGCACGGCUACAGGUCUGUCUGUGUAACAGAACGCCAACAAGAUGAUGCGAUCAACUCUCAAGGUAAUAGCCAGCAGAUUCGCCCUCUCUCCCCUCCCGGUGACACGGGACAUCCUGGGAUGUUCUAUAUAUACCGGCAAAAAAUCCUUCUACUGGAAUGCAGUGGGCCAAGUUCCGGACUCUAAAACCCCAGUGUACUGUAUGCAGUUCGACGUUUCGGACCUAGAGGAGCAUGACGUCACUAGCUUUACAACCACUCUACAGAACGAUGUGUCCAGCCUGAAGCCGGACAUUGUGUACAUCCAGCAGACGAAACAGAGCGUUCCCCUGGAGGAGAUCGGGCUCAGGAUGAAGGGAUUGGGUUACGAAGGAUACGAACAGAGGGUCACGCCAGAACUUAAACAGGCUACCUAUUUCCGGUCCAAUCUCCUUCGCGGUUUAUACGGUAGCCCGGUAGUCACAAACGCGGCAACGACUGGAUGAAACAAAAUACACGAUUGGUCCGAAUUUCGCUUUGCGUUCUCUUUUGGAACUCCAGUGGUCCAUUUCAAGCGACUUCACGAAUUCGUCCGUGCCGAUCACUAUAGAUUAUUAUAUGACAUGACGUAUUUGAACUUCUACGUGUACAGUUACAGUUUUUCGAAACAACUCGACAAUUGAUACACUUUCGGGAUGUGUACAGUGUACCACCGACUCAAAGACAUCGCGUACUUCACGUACACCAUUUUCCUUUUUCCACAGUUUUGUAAAUAUUGUUUAAAUAAACUUUGCAAAAACCAA